AUGUCGCCAGGGCCGUUUGACGCCCGAGUCAAGCGAUCCCGCUGUUCGGCGUGCGCGUCCAGUCACCUCAAGGUAUGUACUUAUUUGCACGCUCGUCUGUGUCGACAAAGAGCCACCAUACAAGUCGACCAAGCUAAGGUCCAGACUGUCAGCAGCUUCUCGACCAAGCGACGCAGUCCAUGGACGCCAAAGCGCGAGAGAUUGACAUCGCCGCUGCCCAUGCUACCUUUGUCCAGCAACACUUCCAGACACCUCUACUAUUUUCAAGUCUUUGUAGAGAGGAACACGUUUGUCGCUGGCUCCGCUUCGUACGGCACCGACGUGGCGAUACUGCUAGGCACAGAGUCAGGCCACUUCCUGGUGAAUGCAGUGAUGGCUCUGGGCGCUCUCGAGGCGUCUCGACUGCACGGUCCGACGCGCAAGAUGGACUCGGUCGCGGCUCUGCAGGCCUACUCUUCCUCGCUUGCAUCCCUACGGCAGACCAUGGCGCAUAGUCCGUCACCAUCGCGGAUUCACGUGCUGUGGGCAACCUUGUUCCUCGGACUCUUUGAGCUCAUGCAGAACGAGACAGGCGACGGCUGGCUCCUGCACAUGACCCACGGGACAGCCAACGCGCUGCAGGCGGCUGGUCCUCUGGCUUGCCAGUCCGGCCUAGGACGGUCCUUCUUCCUACAAGCGCGCGUGUUCGAAACAUCACGAGCACUGCUGCUCAACAAGCCCACAUUUCUGUCCAAUCCCGACUUCGAAAUCGAUGCGACGCGGCUCAAUGGGUCCUCCUUGAACCACUUGCUGAACAUUAUUGUGCAGUGCUCCCAGCUCCGGGUCCGAACCGGCCAGUUCAUCGAGGCAAAUAACCCGUUGACAGAGCUAGGUGACUUGCAAGAGGACGCUCUCGGGUUGGCAGCUGAGGGAUUCCGUCUUCGCCUUGCGCUCGAAUCGUGGAGAGCAGGCCGCACGGAAAUCCAGUCCUGCGAAAAUGUGCAAACCCAUGAUGCUGCCUCUCACAAGGCCGUGCUAUCCAAAAUCUUCUUUGCUGCCAUCAGCAUCUAUCUAUCGGGUGUUUUUGACUAUGAAAUCCUGCAUUGGCGGCAUUGGGGGAUCCUCGUCUCGACCAUCACGGAGGAUCAAGUGCAAGAACACGUGCGCACCAUCUUGGCCCUUACGGCACUGGCACUGGAGCGCUCCAACCUGUCGCCGCUUCUGUUCCUAUUCCCACUACGGAUAGCAGGGGCUAGGUCGUGCCAACCGUGGCAGCGGGAGCGUGUGCUGCAACUUUUGGCACGGGUCGGCGCGAGUUUUGCUGUGGCCGGUGCAUUUCAGAUGGAACUGGGGAAAAAUCGACCUCCAGAAAUAGAAGGUAUUGCACGGAAGGGGAGAACUGAACGGGAUCCCGUAUUUUCCACUGGGUGUGGUCGUUUGUGGUGGUUUGAGUCGUGACUGGGGGACAUCAGCGUCUUACGUACAUACUAUCUAUGCUUCGACGCUUUCAACCAGGGCCAGGCAAACGACACCACGAGGAUCGACUGCGAGAGCCAGCGCGGCAGGUGCAUCGAGGAGCUCCCCAAGUAGUAGUAUUCAAGAUAGUAAGGACGUCUCUGUGGCUCCAUUCCUCAUAUCCCGAAGAAAGCUAUUGUUGACAUCGGCGAUAGUCAUGUGGCAGAAGCUUGUGCAUGCUGUCUGAUGCUAAAGCGCGCGUGUACCUCUCAAAGUACUUCCAAUCAAGCAUCCAUACCCACGCAUCUGGCACCUGAUCAAAACAACCGUACCCGUCGUCGCCAAUCUCACCUCUUGGUCCGACAGCGGACGUCUCGUCCGGUAAGGCCUCUAGUGUAGGCAGG
Molecule: messenger RNA, 1838 nt
Organism: Emericellopsis atlantica
Lineage: Eukaryota; Fungi; Ascomycota; Sordariomycetes; Hypocreales; Bionectriaceae
Exons: 6
Coding region: 1-1437 (478 amino acids)
Source: RefSeq, a predicted model, not a curated record